CCAUCGAUAACAAAAUUGACUUUCUGGCAGCCCUAAUGGAGCAUGUCUCACAGAGUUGGCACUUGUUGGCGGUGGUACUGUUAUUGACGUUGUUCUUAUCGCACCAUGACCAAAGCGACGCAGCGGCACCAAACACAACUAGCACAAAUGCCAACACAGAUCCGCAAAGGAUCGUAAAAAAGGAUCAGGCUCCACCACUGUCUCCGGCACAAGACACUGCCGUGCAACAGACUUCAGCAGAGUCUUCGGUUCCAGAAAAAGUAGUCGUCAUUAGUGAAAAACCUCAGCAGGCGGCGGCACCAGUUAUACGGCAACAUGAACAUCCAACAGGCGUGCUGCCCGAAGAGGAUGUGCACAUUGAGCAUUCUAAUAUGAAUGACAACACAGAUUUUCCGGAUACAUACGCAGCUGUGUUUUAUAUACUGGUGGGCAUUACAAGCUCGGCCAUUUUGGUGCUGGUUGUACGUGUAUAUCGUCUGCGCUUAUCGCGCGCUGAGCGCAAAUACGGCGUGCAGGGGGAUCGCGCCAAUCAGGAGCUGACACCACUGCCCAUGGCCAUUGAAGAUGUGAAUAGCGACGAGGAGGAGGAUCACACACUGUUCGAGGUGAAUCGGCAGAGCAUACGCAUAUUAUGAAAUCCAACCAAGAUAUAGGACCAAAUCAGGCCAAAGGUCUGUUUGGGAUACAGCACCACGAUUCUCAUUUAAGGAAUAUGCCUUCUCGGUUGCUUACUGUGUAUCAAUUGUAAUUGUAAUUUUUUUCUAGUGUAUCGUAGUUACUAACAAUGCCUAACAGUUGAAUUGCCUUAUACGGUAACAUAAGAAUUUUGUGCAUUUUCUCAAAAAACAAAACAAA
This is a messenger RNA of Drosophila montana, 855 nucleotides long. RefSeq lists its product as uncharacterized. The transcript is spliced from 3 exons. The coding region runs from base 36 to 635 and encodes 199 amino acids. Lineage: Eukaryota; Metazoa; Arthropoda; Insecta; Diptera; Drosophilidae. The record is from RefSeq and is a predicted model, not a curated record.